Pistacia vera is the source of this 447-nucleotide messenger RNA. RefSeq lists its product as uncharacterized. The transcript is spliced from 2 exons. The coding region runs from base 1 to 447 and encodes 148 amino acids. The record is from RefSeq and is a predicted model, not a curated record. Lineage: Eukaryota; Viridiplantae; Streptophyta; Magnoliopsida; Sapindales; Anacardiaceae. Gene Ontology annotation, biological process: defense response.
AUGCACGGGCUUGUUGCCAGCAAAUACGGUGGUGGCUGCAUCGGCUUGCUCGGUGUGGGAUUUCUACGGCACCCUUCAAGUCCUCACAAUUAUAAAUACAUUUCUGCCAAUGUGCUUGGAACUGUAAAAGUGCUUGACGGUGAUGGACAUGAACUCCGGUAUUUUGGUUAUAUGAAGGAAAUGAUUACAAAGGUUGAUAAUAAGAAGCGUGUGAAAGAAACAGAAACCAUUGAAGGAGGAUUUAUAGCACUGGGCUUUAGUCGUUAUAUAACUCAAUAUAAAAUUAUUGAGAAAAAUUCUACAUCAAGUAUUAUAAUAUCAACAAUAGAGUAUGAGCUUGAUGAUAAGUUAACAAAUCUUACUUCUGUAGUAAAUACCGAGUUAGUGGAAACACUUGCAGUAACAGUUGGAAAAUACCUGACUGAGAAAACACCUCCUCCUUAUUAG